CUCAGCCCACUUAAACUCUCUCUCUCUCUCUCUCUCUCUCUCUCUCUCUGUGGCUAUAUAUACAUAUAUAUGCAGUCAGCCUGACGGUGGUAGAGGAUGUUUAGGUUGAUCACAGGAAUAGCAGGCCCCAGUGGGUUUGGAUCAGCAUCAACUGCUGAACAAGUCACUCAAGGGAUUGAUGCCACCAAUCUCACUGUUCUUAUCACAGGUGGUGCAAGUGGGAUAGGUUUUGAGACAGCAAGAGUCUUGGCCUUAAGGAAUGCACAUGUUAUUAUUGCAGGAAGAAACAUGAAGGCUGCAAAUGAAGCAAAACAACUCAUUCUAAAGGAUAACAAAACUGCCCGCCUCGAUGCACUGAAACUCGACCUCGCCUCCCUUAAAUCCGUCAAGGCCUUUGCCAAUAACUUCAUCGCUCUUAAACUUCCUCUCAACAUCUUAAUAAACAAUGCUGGCAUCAUGUUCUGUCCCUAUCAGCUUUCUGAAGAUGGAAUAGAGAUGCAAUUUGCAACAAAUCAUCUUGGUCACUUCUACUUGACCAACCUUCUCCUUGACAUAAUGAAAGAGACGGCAAGGUCUUCUGGCAUUGAGGGCAGGAUUAUAAAUUUGACAUCAGUAGCACAUCUGCACACUUAUGAUGAAGGGAUUCAAUUUGAUAAGAUGAAUGAGGAAACCAGUUAUUUGGACAAGAAAGCGUACGGACAAUCCAAAUUAGCUAACAUAUUACAUGCCAAUGAGCUCUCACGACGUUUGCAGGCUGAGGGAGCAAAUAUUACUGUUAAUUCAGUUCAUCCAGGGUUGAUAACAACAAAUCUCUACAGACAUUCUUCUCUAUUCAUAAAAAUUUUGAAGUUCUUGACAUAUAUCCUAUGGAAAAGCAUCCAUCAGGGGGCAGCCACAACUUGCUAUGUCGCACUUCACCCGGCGUUGAAAGGUGUAUCGGGAAAAUAUUUCCUCGACUGCAACGAGUAUGAAUCGGGCACGUUUGCUAGAGACGAAAUUUUAGCCAAGAGGCUCUGGGAUUUCAGCAACAAGUUGGUUGAUGCAGCUCAAAACAAUAUGAAAAGUUCUGUUUCCCUGUGAAACCUAUGUAAUUUCUUGAUAUUUAAACAAAUUAUGACCUUGUUUGCAUCAGAACACGUUUUUAUCCAUGAUCACGGACCUCAUAGUAAGUAAGAUCUUUUCAAAUAUUGUUUAAGAAUAUUACUGCUUC
Molecule: messenger RNA, 1210 nt
Organism: Olea europaea var. sylvestris
Lineage: Eukaryota; Viridiplantae; Streptophyta; Magnoliopsida; Lamiales; Oleaceae
Product: short-chain dehydrogenase TIC 32, chloroplastic-like
Exons: 8
Coding region: 97-1080 (327 amino acids)
Source: RefSeq, a predicted model, not a curated record